This is a messenger RNA of Chenopodium quinoa (quinoa), 1529 nucleotides long. Its product is annotated as probable protein phosphatase 2C 9. Gene Ontology annotation, molecular function: protein serine/threonine phosphatase activity. The transcript has 6 exons. The record is from RefSeq and is a predicted model, not a curated record. Lineage: Eukaryota; Viridiplantae; Streptophyta; Magnoliopsida; Caryophyllales; Amaranthaceae. Bases 319 to 1161 code for a protein of 280 amino acids. Gene Ontology annotation, cellular component: nucleus; cytosol. Gene Ontology annotation, biological process: protein dephosphorylation.
GGCAAGUACCCACAUCUUUCCGACUUUUCACCAUAAUUUCUCUUUCCUAAGGUAGCCAGCCAAUUUUUCUCUCUCCUCACGAAACCUGAAACCCCUUUACACUGUCAGCUUCAAUAAUCAAAACCCUUCAACAACUUUUUAAUUCAUGAAGCAAAAUCUCUUUGAUCACUAAAACUGUUGUAAUUUUUCCUGCAAUUUUUGUUGGGUCACUUGGAAUUUUUUGAUUUGUUUUUGGAAGAAAUUUGUUGGUGGGGUUAUUGGGAAAAUAGAUGUUGAUUAAUAAAGAUAAUAGAAGGUGAAGCUGUAGCUAGAAUUUUUAUGGAUAGCUUAUGCUGCUUCAGUUCAGUUUCUCAGAUUGUAGGAGGACGUUCUUAUAAUGGCUCUGGCAAGGGUAGAAGUCAUCAAGGUCCUGCAAAGUAUGGAUUCAGUUUGGUGAAAGGAAAGGCAAAUCAUCCCAUGGAGGAUUAUCAUGUUGCUAAAUUUGUGCAGGUCCGUGGACACGAACUUGGCCUCUUUGCCAUUUAUGAUGGCCAUUUAGGUGAUAGUGUGCCUGCUUACCUGCAGAAGCAUUUAUUUCCCAAUAUUCUCAAAGAGGACGAAUUUUGGACCGACCCAAACAGGUCAAUUUCAAAAGCCUAUGAAAGUACUGAUCAAGCCAUUCUUAAUCACAAUCCUGACCUGGGACGAGGUGGGUCAACUGCUGUCACGGCUAUUCUUGUGGAUGGAUCAAAGUUGUGGGUAGCAAAUGUAGGAGAUUCACGAGCUGUCCUUUCUAGUAAAGGUCAAGCAAUACAGAUGUCUACUGACCAUGAACCUAAUACAGAACGGGGCAGCAUUGAGGACAGAGGUGGUUUUGUGUCGAAUAUGCCAGGAGAUGUUGCUAGGGUCAAUGGGCAACUUGCUGUUUCUCGUGCCUUCGGAGAUAAGAACCUCAAGUCACACUUGCGGUCUGACCCUGAUGUAAAGACUGCUGAUAUUGGCCCUGACACUGAUCUUAUGAUCCUAGCUAGUGAUGGUCUGUGGAAGGUAAUGUCUAAUCAAGAGGCAGUUGAUAUUGCAAGAAAGAUCAAGGAUCCGCUAAAGUGUGCCAAGCAAUUAGCAACAGAAGCUCUGAAUCGAGACAGCAAAGAUGACAUUUCUUGUAUUGUAGUCCGUUUCUGAGGAUAAAUCACUUGUGGAUGGAAAUAUUUGUACAUUCCUGGGGGGCUUUGUAUAAAAAGCAUGGUGAUCAAGUUCUACUGAUCAAUCGGCUUCAGGUUAAAAGGUUCAUGGAAAUACUUACGUAGUACUUUUGAGGUAAUCCCUAGCUUUUGCCUUGUAAAAAUAGGGCGGGAAAGAUUUCUUGAUGUAAGAUGGUUGUGUGGUGUUUGAUAGUUGCAAAUAUUUCUUUUAUAUAUGUAGAAUUAUAGUCAUUCUAUCUGUCAAUUGUUGUAGCACUCCCAGAUCAUCUUGAGUCUGAAAUUUGUAAUAAUUCUGAACGUGUGAUGCACAUUGUUUUCUUUUGAUUAGAGAUAAAACUCCCUUCUUCA